CUGGGAGACUGUACAAUCUACCUCAGUCUGUCUGUGGAAGAAGAAAAAGGGAAGAAAUAAGCAGAAAACUUUAUCGCUCCACUUUCCUCUCGCUCCGCUGCAGCGCUUUAGUGCCAGGCAGCAGUUUGGAGCGUGGACGCAACUUGGAUCGCAUGUGCAUGUUUUUUUUUUUAGUUUUUUUAAACUCCUGCAUUGAAACAGUAAAGAAACUAAAUAGUUUUUUUGUGUGGAGAGGAGACCACCGGAGUGCUGCUGAGCCACGACCACGUCUGUCAGCGUUCCAGAGUCUCACUGAAAUCUCUGCACAGACUCGGGGAGUUUGACGCGUCGGAGCCGCUCGACGGAUAAAAACCAAAACCAGCAGAUUUCACAAGCGAACAGAAAACAGGAGAUGUUUGCAGCUCGCUGGAAAACUUGAGAGGAUCUUUUUCUUUUUUUUAACCAAACAUACGCUAACGCCACGCACGCUUCAACCCACAGCGGCUCCUCCAACCCCCCAGAAUUAAGUUAGCGCUCGGCUUUAACAUUCAUUUCCCCACGGAUGCAGCCUUUUCAAGAUUUUUAACGAACGUGCAUUGUACUUGAGUGGGUUUGCGUGGUAUUUCCCCGAGGUAGAAAUUAAAUUUAACACGGCGCAAACUUCUCUCUCGUGGCCUGGACGGGAGUGGUUGAGCCAGGCUAGGCGGCUAACAGCAGCAGCAGCAGCUUGCUAGCUCCGCGGCUAGCACUGACGUUAGCCUCCGCUCGGCUUUGUUUAUUUGUCGCUCUUCUUGUCCCCCACACACGGACACACACAACCGGGACAACCUGACAUCGAAAUACACAAACACAGAAGGAGUGUGUGUUUGUGUGUGUGUGUGCUGCGUGUCCACGGUGCCCUCCCCCUCCCUCCCAUGAGGUGGCUAGCUUUAGCAGCGGUGACCGGGGCGCUAGCUUGGGUCUGACCCGAACACGUUGGACUCGAUCCUCCGCCCAUCUUCCGGGAUGUCUUUUAUUUAUUUUUGUUUACCUGUUGGCCCACGCCACCAAACAAAACCAGUCUCCUGAAGGUGUUUCUCCUCCAUUUUGAACUGUCCUCCUCGCUAAAGGGCCACCGGGCGUGUUGACCCGGGACAGGAGCUGAAUGGUGUCUCGUACCGAGCCAGUGAUGUGUCCCCGGACUUUGUGUUUUGUUUUGACCGCUGUCUGCUUCAUGGUGAGCUGUCACCGAGCGACUGGAGAGAUUUGUGUAAGCAAGGACAUCCGCAACAAUGUGACCAACAUGCAGACGCUGGAGAACUGCACUGUGAUCGAAGGCCACCUAAAGAUCUUGCUCAUGUUCAGGACCAAGCCAGAGGAUUUCCACGGCCUCAGUUUUCCAAAGCUGAGAGUGGUCACAGACUAUCUGUUGCUCUUCAGGGUUUACGGCCUGGAGAGUUUCAGAGAUCUCUUCCCCAACCUGACAGUCAUCAGAGGCAACAACUUAUUCUUCAACUACGCCCUAGUGGUGUUCGAAAUGCUUCAGCUGCGAGAGAUUGGCCUCCAUAGCUUGAUGAACAUCACCCGAGGAGCCGUGAGAAUCGAGAAGAACCCAGACCUCUGCUACCUCUCCACUCUGGACUGGUCCAAGAUCCUGGACUCCGUGGAGGACAACUACAUCAUAGCCAACAAGAACGACAGAGAGUGCGGAGACGUGUGCCCAGGGGCGGCCCUCGGGAAGACCACCUGCCAGACGACAACGAUCAAUGGACACUUCAGUGAACGCUGCUGGACGCAGAAACACUGUCAGAAAAUGUGUCCUGUACAGUGCAAACACCGGGCCUGCACCAAGGACGACCAGUGCUGCCACGACCAGUGCCUGGGCGGCUGCCUGCAGCCCAACUCAGCCAGUCACUGUGUGGCCUGCCGUGGCCUCCAGCUCGAGGGUAACUGUGUGGACCGCUGCCCCGAAAACCACUUCACCUUCAAGGGCUGGCGCUGCGUCACAUUCGCCUUCUGCCAGGAUCUCCACAACAAAUGCAAGCGGGAAAAGGAGCGCGCAAAGAACCCCGACUGCCACGAGUAUGUAAUCCACAACGGGGCCUGCGUCGCCGACUGUCCCUCCGGCUACACCACCGUCAACUCCUCCUCGCUCAACUGUAUGCCCUGUGCAGGGCUCUGUCCUAAGGUGUGCAUGGGUCUAAAAACUGUGGACUCUGUCACUGCUGCCCAGGCUCUGAAAGGCUGUACUGUUCUCAAUGGAAGCCUGGUCAUUAACCUGCGUGGAGGAAACAACAUAGCAGCUGAGCUGGAAGCCAGUCUGGGUCAGCUGGAGGAGAUCACUGGCUACCUGACAGUACGACGUUCCUACGCCCUUGUGUCCCUCUCCUUUUUCCGCAAACUUCGUGUUAUUCGUGGAGAGGAACAGGAAAUCGGGAAUUACUCGUUUUAUGCACUGGACAAUCAGAACCUGCGGCAGCUCUGGGAUUGGUCCAAACACAAGCUCACCAUCCUGCAGGGGCGCAUGUUUUUCCUCUACAACUCCAAACUGUGCAUGUCUGAGAUCCGCAGGAUGGAGGAGGUCACGGGAACCAAAGAUCGGCAGCAGAAAAUGGACAUUGCCACAAAGACCAAUGGAGACCAGGCCUCAUGUGAGAACCACCCGUUGAAGUUUACCCAGAUCCGAACCAUGAGCGAUAAGAUAAUGGUGAAGUGGGAAGCCUUCUGGCCUUCGGACUACAGAGACCUGCUGGGGUUCAUGGUGCUGUACAAAGAAGCACCAUUCAGGAACGUAACCGAGUUUGAUGGGCAGGAUGCCUGCGGCUCCAACAGCUGGGUGAUUGCUGACGUGGACCCUCCACGCCGAGCCCCAGAUGGGGAAAAAAACCAGCUUGAACCGGGUCAUCUCAUCCUGCCGCUGAAGCCCUGGACGCAGUACGCCAUUAUGGUGAAAUCUCAACUCUCAGCCUCUGAUGAGCACCAGGUCCACGGAGCCAAGAGCGAGAUAAUCUACGUCCGCACCAAUUCCACCCAACCCUCCGUCCCACUGGACGCCAUUUCCUCAUCCAACUCUUCGUCUCAGAUUAUCCUCAAGUGGAAACCUCCCAAUGACCCCAACGGCAACAUAACUCACUACCUGGUCUUCUGCCAGCGUCAACCUGAAGCCAGCGAGCUUUACAAGUUUGACUACUGUCAAAAGGGGAUGAAGUUGCCAUCACGGGUGCCCACUCAGGUGGACAGUGACGAGGAGCACAAGUGGAACCAGACGGAGGAGCAGGGCUCAGGGACACGGUGCUGCGCCUGCCCCAAAACAGAAAAGGAGCUCAAGAAAGAGAAAGAGGACUCGGAGUAUCGCAAAACCUUUGAGAAUUACCUGCAUAAUGAAGUCUUUGAGAUCAAACGCUCGAGACAGCGGCGUGCUGUGAUAGAUAUUGCAAACCGAACGUACUUCUCCCACACCACGGCCCCCAGCCUGCCAGAGGGCACACACAUCCCCGACGACGAGGAUACCUUUGAAAGCACCAAGACGGUGGUCACCGUCCACGCCAAAGAGUCCACAGUUAUCUCCAACCUGCGGCACUUCACCAGCUACCAGAUUGAGAUUCAUGCCUGCAACCACCCAAAAGACCCGGAACGCUGCAGCAUGGCGUCGUACGUCAGCGCCCGCACGAUGCCCGAAGACAAAGCUGAUGACAUUGUGGGUCCGAUCAGCUCAGAGGUGACAGAAAAUUCAGUUCACAUCACUUGGCUGGAACCCGCAGCUCCUAAUGGUAUGAUCAUCCUGUACGAGGUCAACUACAAGAGGCUGGGAGACACUGAGGAGUUGCAUUACUGCGUGUCGAGGAACAUGUUCAAAGUGAACAGAGGUUGCAAGCUGAAAGUGAUGCAUCCUGGGAACUACACGGUUAGAAUUCGGGCCACGUCACUGGCCGGGAAUGGAUCCUGGACUGAGCCCACAUAUUUCUACGUCCAGGACGCAAGCGACCCUCUCUACAUCGUGAAGAUCGUCAUUGGACCGGUCAUCUGUUUUAUCCUGUUGCUGUUUGUGACCGUGACAGGAUUCGUCUUUUUCAAGAAGAAUCAAACUCAAGGGCCCAGUGGUCCCAUCUACGCUUCUUCGAACCCAGAAUACCUCAGUGCUAAUGAUGUGUACGAGGAGGACGAGUGGGAGGUGGCCAGAGAGAAGAUCGCCAUUUUGAGGGAACUGGGUCAGGGUACAUUUGGCAUGGUCUAUGAGGGCAACGCCAAGGACAUCAUAAAGGGCGAGUCAGAAACACGCGUAGCCGUGAAGACGGUGAACGAGUCAGCCAGCCUGAGGGAGAGGAUCGAGUUCCUGAACGAAGCUUCUGUCAUGAAGGCCUUCAGUUGCCACCAUGUGGUGCGUCUGCUGGGUGUCGUCUCUAAGGGCCAGCCCACACUGGUGGUGAUGGAGCUGAUGACCCACGGAGACCUGAAGAGCUUCCUGCGCUCUCUGCGGCCUGAUGCUGAAAACAACCCGGGGCGUCCACCGCCCACUCUGAAGGAGAUGAUCCAAAUGGCCGCUGAGAUCGCAGACGGCAUGGCUUACCUUAACGCCAAGAAAUUUGUCCACAGGGACCUGGCGGCCAGGAACUGCAUGGUGGCUAACGAUCUAACCGUCAAAAUAGGAGACUUUGGUAUGACAAGAGACAUCUAUGAGACCGACUACUACCGCAAAGGAGGGAAGGGUCUUCUGCCCGUCAGGUGGAUGGCACCUGAGUCUCUGAAGGACGGAGUCUUCACUGCACAUUCAGACUGCUGGUCGUUUGGGGUUGUGCUGUGGGAGAUCAGCACGCUGGCCGAGCAGCCGUACCAGGGCCUGUCCAACGAGCAGGUCCUCAAGUUUGUCAUGGACGGAGGCUACCUGGACCGACCAGACAACUGCGCGGACAGAAUACACAACCUGAUGCAGAUGUGUUGGCAGUACAACCCCAAGAUGCGGCCCGCCUUCCAGGAGAUCAUUGAAAUGCUGCGGGAGGACCUGCACCCUUCCUUCCAGGAGCUCUCUUUCUUCUACAGUGAGGAGAACAAGCCGCCCGAGAGCGAGGACUUUGACCUGGACAUGGAAAACAUGGAGAGCAUCCCGCUGGACCCGUCGUCCUACUCCCAGAGGGAGCAGUGUUUGGACAGGGACGAGGGCUCUUCCAUGGGGCUGAGGGGCAGUUAUGAGGAGCACCACAUCCCCUUCACACACAUGAACGGGGGAAAGACCAAUGGACGAAUACUGGGCCUACCGCGGUCCAGCCCCUCCUAACAUACUACACACAUCCCACGCAAACACAUCGAUGCUAUAGAUUUGAAUAUAUUUUUGUCCUUUGUUGUCAUUUUAUAAAGAUCCCACUUUUAUCACACUCUCCUCAGAAGCCGCUCAGUGCAAAUCUCAGGACCUUAUUUUUCUCCUCAGAUGCCACAAACACAUACUACAGCAAGUUCUCAAACGGACAGCAGAAGACACUCUUUUGUAUUUAAGGAUGAAGCUCCCAUGUCUUUCUUGUUAAUGAUUGUAGUUCAUACAGUAUGUGUGUAUAUAUAUAUAUAUAUAUAUAUAUAUAUAUAUAUAUAUAUAUAUAUAUAUAUAUAUAUUGCCAAGUUUGUGCUCAACUGGGCGGAUAAUGGAUUCAACUGUGAAACAAACUCUUGACAAACAAGAAGGCUGCUAAACCCACUGUUCCUCCCUGAGUCCAGACUGUGUCCCCCUCCCCCCCCCCGAUUCAACACAAGGGUUCAAUCCCAGAUCGCUAAGUCUUGAAAAAAAAGUGCCCUUCUAUUUUGUCUGUGGCCUACAUCAGUUGUCUUGGACCUGUUUGUGAAUCUUUGUACACAAGUGGAUGACGAACUGAAAAUGAAAAGACUUUGGAAACUUUAGUGUCGGAUGGUCGAAGACGGUCCAUCCUCGAACAAACUCUGAUCCACUGGAGAAGCUGGUUGAAGUGGCUUACCUCCUCACACUCUGCAGUAUUCCAAAAUGGCUCCCAGGAUAAACACAGGACUUUUGUUGGGUUAUUUUUUUUUAUUUAUUUACCUGUCUUCAUUUUUAAUUUUUCCCCCUUUUUUCCCCCUUUUUUUUGAGUUUUCACAUUUACAGCUGAAGGAUAUUUAAACCGUUUUCAAAAACAUGUUGGCGAACGAGUUCCUCAGAUUGACCAAUAGCUGCUUCUUUGGUAUAUUUUAGUGGGUAUAGAAGAUGAAAUAUAUAUAUAAAUAUAUUAUUGAUGUUUUUGUACAUAGCCGAUAUGUUGUCAUUCUUGAGGUAUUUCCGGUCAUAGAAAAUUUUUACAUGUUAGUCUCUUAUGUUUAUUUUUUCUAAUCCAGAAAAUCAUACUAAUUACUAAUUAGCUUUAUUUUUGUUUUUCGGACUCAUGAUCAACCAACAGCACUUGGUCUUUUUUGCUAUGCGAUGCCCAGGAGAAGAAGCGUUUGGCGUCUUCAGCUUAAGAUGUCUGCCCAUCAUAUCGAGAUCAAAUAAAAUAGUGCUGUAAAUAUUGCAGCAAGGUGCAUUCAU
Molecule: messenger RNA, 6478 nt
Organism: Paralichthys olivaceus (Japanese flounder)
Lineage: Eukaryota; Metazoa; Chordata; Actinopteri; Pleuronectiformes; Paralichthyidae
Gene: insra
Product: insulin receptor a
Biological process (GO): multicellular organism development; positive regulation of phosphatidylinositol 3-kinase/protein kinase B signal transduction; cell surface receptor protein tyrosine kinase signaling pathway
Cellular component (GO): axon; plasma membrane; insulin receptor complex
Molecular function (GO): ATP binding; insulin receptor activity; phosphatidylinositol 3-kinase binding
Source: RefSeq, a predicted model, not a curated record